Molecule: messenger RNA, 1690 nt
Organism: Benincasa hispida (wax gourd)
Lineage: Eukaryota; Viridiplantae; Streptophyta; Magnoliopsida; Cucurbitales; Cucurbitaceae
Product: WAT1-related protein At5g07050-like
Cellular component (GO): membrane
Molecular function (GO): transmembrane transporter activity
Source: RefSeq, a predicted model, not a curated record
GAAGAAAAACUAAUGUAAUACUAAUAAUAAUAAAACUCCACUGAAUUGCCUAUAAAUAUUUGGUAUUGCAUAAGCCAUUUUGACUAGGGUAACACACUCACAAGCUUUUCUAAGGAAUUUUGUUAAUUCCUCUUCUUCUUCUUUAAUUUUAGCCAUACUAGCUUUCUUCUUCUCCAUAUAAGACUCCUCUAUCUGCAAAAAAAACCACCCUUCCUUUUAAACACAUAACAAAGCCAUGGCAUUCUUAGAAGGCCUUGGCCAUUUCUUUCAAAAUGCAAUGCCUUACAUAGCAGUCAUCUCCCUCCAAUUCGGCUACGCCGGAAUGAACAUCAUCUCUGCCAUCUCCCUUGACCGUGGUAUGAGCCACUACGUCCUCGUCGUCUACCGUCACGCCUUUGCCACUGCUGUCAUGGCGCCCUUUGCUCUGGUACUCGAGAGGAAAGUAAGACCCAAGAUUACAUUUAAGAUUUUCAUUCAGAUGCUCGUUCUUGCUCUUCUUGGGCCACUGCUUGAUCAAAACUUAUACUACAUGGGGCUACAAAUGACAUCUCCAACCAUCUCCUGCGCCAUAGGCAACAUGCUUCCUUCAAUGACAUUCGCCAUGGCUGUCCUUUGCAAGAUGGAGAAGUUGGAGUUGAAAAGAGUCAGAAGUCGGGCGAAGUUGUUUGGAACACUGGUGACGCUAGGGGGAGCUAUGUUGAUGACAUUUUACAAAGGAAGUGUCAUCAACUUCUUCGGGACAAAGCACGGCCACCAACCGAGCAUACCGUCCACGGCGUUGCUCAACCACCACAAUGGCGGAGAGUUCAUCAGAGGCUCCAUUUUGCUCAUCAUCUCCACCGUGGCUUGGGCGGCCUUUUUCAUUCUCCAAGUCAUAACCUUGAGAAAAUACACAGCCCAUCUUUCUCUCACCACCAUGGUUUGCUUUUUGGGAACCCUUCAAGCCAUUGUUGUCACCCUCGCCAUGGAACGCCGCCCCUCCGCAUGGACCAUCGGCUGGGACAUGAACCUUCUAGCCGCCGCAUAUGCAGGGAUUGUGACCUCGGGGGUGGCAUAUUAUGUUCAAGGUUUGGUUAUGAAGACAAAAGGGCCAGUUUUUGUUACAGCUUUUGGCCCUAUGGUAAUAGUUAUUGUUGCCUUCAUGGGCCAUUUCAUCUUGGCUGAAAAGAUUUAUGUUGGAGGGAUAAUUGGAUCAGUGGUGAUUGUAAUAGGGUUGUACUCUGUUUUGUGGGGAAAGUAUGAGGAAAGCAAAGAGAAAGAAGUUAUUGGAGAAAUUGUUGAAUUACCAAUGGAAGGUGAAGAUCAAUUACCUAUAAGAAAUGAAGCCAUUGAAGCAAUUCAAAAGAAAGAGGCUUCAAGACAAUCAGCCAAAUCAAGAAUUUAAAAAAAUGGAGAGUCUUGAUGAACAAUAACAAACAAAUGGUCAAGAAAUUAAAAAGGGGAGGAGGAGAAUAUUGAUCAAACACUCCUUUUUUUCCAGUCAUCCAUCUUUUUCCUUUUAACUUUAGAUUCUUUCUCUCUCUUUUUUUGGCCGAAUAUGUGGGAACUUUUCCACAUGUUAUAUUAUAAAAAAAAUAUAAAACAAUCAGGGAGAUCAAACUUCUAAUUUCGAGAUUGAUCGUAUAAAUUUAUGCCGAUUGAAUUAAAAUUAAUAAUAUAGAAAAAAAUGAUAAAAUGUUUGAAGUAUAAA